GUAAUGCGGAAAUGUUGGAUUUUUUUUAUUUUUAUCUCUUACUUUUGGGCACAUUUUAAGGACUGUUUUGUUAAUUCACACAGGGGCAGAUUAAAAUCCGGAAAUCUCAACCAACAUUUAAAUAUUUGGAGAAAAGAACCCGAACAAGGGCGUCACGUGGGGAGUCUAUUGCGGUCCUCCCAGGGGCCCCCUGUCAUUUAGGCUCUUAAAGAGCCCAGAGACCUAAACGGUACCAGGAUAAAGACAGAACACAGCUGCGGUGUCGCUUGUUGACAAAAUGUGGCUUCGAGAGGAGCUUCUGAAAGCCAUCUGGCAUGCAUUCACAGCCCUGGAUGUGGAUCAUCGAGGGAAAGUCUCCAAAUCUCAGUUAAAGGUGCUGUCCUACAACCUGUGCACAGUAAUGAAGAUCCCCCAUGACCCAGUGAGCUUUGAGGAACAUUUCAAGGAAGAUGAUAAAGGACCUCUUUCUACUGAGGGAUACAUGCCGUACCUCAACAAGUACAUUUUGGACAAGGUUCAGGAGGACUUUGACGUGCUGGAGUUCUACCGGAUGUGCUGGACCUUGUGCUACAACAAAAACUUUCAUCCUCAGCGUCUGAUCAUCUCAGAUAAUGAUGCAUUCAAAGUCUGGUGCAUUUUUAACUUUCUGUCAGAAGACAGAUACCCGCUGGUGGUGGUUUUUGAGGAGGUUGAGUAUUUUUUGCGAAAGCUGACUGAGGCCAUGGGAAUGGGAUGGUGUGAGGAAAAGUUCACUGACUACAUGAAACAGAAGAAAAGGAAGAACUGGCUGACUGUCUGGGAGCUGAUGGAGCUGGUGGGGGUGAUCUACUUCAGCAAAGACGUGGACCGCCAUACUCUGUCCAUGAGCAUCAAUGAAGUGUUUUCAGAGCUCAUACUGGACAUCCUCAAGCAGGGUUACAUGAUGAAGAAAGGCCACAAGCGGAAGAACUGGACAGAGCGUUGGUUUGUCCUUCGACCCACUUCGCUGUCCUACUACGUUUGUGAAGACCUCACAGAGAAGAAGGGGGACAUCAUUCUGGACCAAAGCUGCUGCGUGGAGUCUCUGCUUGAUAGAGAUGGAAAAAAAUGCCUUUUCAUUAUCAAGUGCGUCGAUAAAAGCUUUGAGAUCAGUGCUUCGGAUAAAAAGAAGAAGCAGGAAUGGAUUCAAGCUAUACAGACGUGCAUCCAGCUGCUGAGGCUCGGCCUGCUGUCUCCCCACCGUGAGGCCCGGCUCAGGCGUCGGGAGCUCCGGCAGAAGCAGCUAAUGGAUGAGGAAGACCUGGCAGAGAGGAUGAAGAAUCUCCAGGCGGCUAAUGAGGCCAAACAGAGGCAACUGGAGGAGAUGAGGAUGAAAAUGGAAGAGGUCCAGGCCAAAGCAACACUGGAGGAGCUCAGGAGGCAAAAAAAACAGUCAGACCUGCACGAUCGAUACAGAUUAGACUUGGAGAGAGAAAAAAUGGUACGGCAGGAGAUGGAGGAGCAGAUGGCUGCGAAGUCCAGCGAGCUGGAGCAGUACCUUCAGCGGGUCAGAGAACUUGAAGACAUGUACCACCGAUUGGAGGAGGCCUUAGAGGAUGAGCGACAGGCCAAGCAGGAUGAGGAAGCCAUGAGGAAGCUGCAGGCCAGAUUAUUGGAAGAGGAGGCGGCAAAGAGGGCGGAGCUGGAGCAGAUCUACCUGAAACAGCAGAAGGAGCUUUCUCAGACGGAGGCGGAGAAGGAGGAGCUGAUGGCUGAGCAGCUGGCCAAGGAGAAGGAGUUGCGAGCAGCAUCAGAGCAGCUGGACAGGCUGGAGAGGGAGCGGCAGGGGGCGCUGGAGCAGUACCAGGAGGUAUCAAGAAAACUGGAGCGAGCAGCAAACAAGACUAAGACUUGGAAAGAUAAAGUGGCCAAACAUGAGGGGUUGGUUCGUCUCAUCCAGCCAGGUGACAAAGGACCUCAGAGGAUCACUAACUGGGGCCCAGCCUCAUUCACUGAUGUUGAGCUGGAGCUGAGGAAGAAGUCCUGGCAGGAGAAGAAGAACCAAGGAGCUCAGGCUCAGUGAUUGAUCGAGCGCCUUUUAGUCAGUCAGUUAGUCGGCAGAUUGAGGUUUCUUGAAGCAGAGAGGCACCACUUUAAAGCUAUUAAAUGAAGAGCAACACAUUAUAUUAUUUUUCUCUGCAAGAAAAUCAUAUCAUACACAACUGACUUUUUAAGAAGAAGAUGAAAAAUAUAUUUUACUAUUAAAUUACUCAUUUCUAAUCUUUCUAUUAGUCUCCAGAAACAUUUUAAUCAGUGGUAUAAACCCGUAACUAUCCUUUAAUGUCAGAAAUUCCCAUUUCCAUUUAUUUAUACUUAAGUCAACACCUUUCUGUGCCUCACUAAUUAGUGUUAUAAGGUGGUUAAUUACAAUAAAUACAGAAACUGGAAGGUCUUUUGAUAUUUGGCAAAAAAAAAAAAAAGUUAAACGCAGAACUGUUAAAAUAGUUUUUGUUUUAUUAAUAAAGACCAUUCGGUUUUAUAAGGAUAUUGAGGAUUGAUUAUUUUUUUAUUUCCCUGUUAAUUGUUUAAAACAAAAACUUGCGUGUUUAUGAUCUGUCCACUAGGUGGCAGCAUGAGGAUGACACAAUUUUUGAUAGUUCUGAUAUGAGUAAAAGU
Cyprinodon variegatus (sheepshead minnow) is the source of this 2634-nucleotide messenger RNA. It is a transcript of the gene swap70a, whose product is annotated as SWAP switching B-cell complex 70kDa subunit. The record is from RefSeq and is a predicted model, not a curated record. NCBI's taxonomy places the organism in Eukaryota, Metazoa, Chordata, Actinopteri, Cyprinodontiformes, Cyprinodontidae. The transcript is spliced from 12 exons. Gene Ontology annotation, cellular component: cytoplasm; nucleus. The coding region runs from base 278 to 2041 and encodes 587 amino acids.